UGACGUGUUCAGCUUCAAGAAAAUUCUUCGACACAAAACAGUAAUUAAAUGUGAGACAGUCAUCAUCAAUAUCGAAAUAAUGGAGUCAUCAGAUGCUGUGAGAGUUGGUGAAAUAGAUGGAAUGUAUUCUUUCCUGCAGAAUAUCGAUUGGACGGAGCCUUGGUUAAUAGCGUUGCUUGUUUGUCAUCUUCUAUGUCUAGUCUUCACAAUCGUUACAAGAAAACAUGCAAACAUUCAAGCGAUUCUCUUCCUUUUACUCCUGUUUUUAAUCUUCAUGUCAGAAUGGAUCAAUGAGUACGCCGCCUCAAAUUACAAAUUAUUUUCAAGGCUGCAGUAUUUUGAUUCCAGUGGUCUAUUUAUAGCUGUGGUAUUCAGUCUUCCCCUCCUAUGUAACUGCCUACUGAUGGUUAUGAUAUGGGUGUAUCAGAUGGCACAUCUCUUAGUCAAGGUCAAGAGAGCUGAGAUUAGACACAAACUGAAAUCAGAGGAAGCUAAAGACAAGUGAACAUCAUCAUCAUCUAAGAAUUCCUGGUAGUUGUCUUCAAGACUAUUCUGUUCUAUGGAUCAUCCUUCGGUGAAGACUUUCGACCAUGGCCACCUCCUCCUUGAAUUGUAAUAGGGGCGCACUCCUGGAGUUGCCACCAUCACCUGUUCUCUUUUCAAUCGCUGUUCUUGUCAGCUCUCCUAUACUUCUACCACCUUGUGAUGUUGUCUAUCCAGCACAGCUUAGGGCGGCCUCUGCCUCGACCUGUACUUGUAGGCAGACCGUCUAUAACUGUCGACCCAAAUCAACUGCCACCAGGGGCACAGUGUUACCUACCCUUACCCUCUUCACAGUCUGGGUUGGCAGACCGUCUAUAACUGUCGACCCAAAUCAACUGCCACCAGGGGCACAGUGUUACCUCCCCCUACCCCCUUCACAGUCUGGGUUGGCAGACCGUCUAUAACUGUCGACCCAAAUCAACUGUCACCAGGGGCACAGUGUUACCUACCCCUACCCCCUUCACAGUCUGGGUUGGCAGACCGUCUAUAACUGUCGACCCAAAUCAACUGUCACCAGGGGCACAGUGUUACCUACCCCUACCCCCUUCACAGUCUGGGUUGGCAGACCGUCUAUAACUGUCGACCCAAAUCAACUGCCACCAGGGGCACAGUGUUACCUACCCCUACCCCCUUCACAGUCUGGGUUGGCAGACCGUCUAUAACUGUCGACCCAAAUCAACUGCCACCAGGGGCACAGUGUUACCUACCCCUACCCCCUUCACUGUCCGGGUUGGUCCAGCAGAAUGCCCCACCUUCCCAUCCUCACACAGUGUGGACAACAAUGCUGGCCUCUUAUAAUGGAUUGUGUCGGGCAUUCCCUACUUCGAUGAAGCUUCAUCAAGUUGUCCGGUGGCACUUUUUUGUUCAGGGUGAAUACAUAGAGAAAAUAUUUGUCGCCUGCUCAGGACUAUAAGUUCAUUAUAGUGUAAUUUGAUUUUCAUAAAAUUGCUUAAUUAUUUGUUGGAGCUCCUGGUAAACUGGGUUUAAUGAUCGAAAGUCAGCUUCAGAUUUUUUUUUUACGUUUAAUUUAUAAGUAAAACAUGACGCUUCAUGUUAUGAAUUGUUCGUUACAACUAUGGUUUUUCUCUGACCAUUUUUGUGUUGUUUUUAACCUACAAUGCACAGCUCAGGAGAAAACAAAUAAUAAUAAAUCUUUCUCAUUGAACAAAAUGUGUCUUGAUUUGUGUUGCUUGAAAAUGUGUGAUCUUAGCAAAUUUUGCCUGGAAAUGUGUAUGAGGCUAUAUAGCCUUGUGAUCUAAGCCAAUUUUUCCUAAAAAUGUUCAUAUCUUUAGGCAAAAUUUGCUAAGUUCACAAGCCUUGCACACAAUUUUGUGUGCUCAGCAAAUUUUGUCUAAAAA
This is a messenger RNA of Asterias rubens (European starfish), 1901 nucleotides long. RefSeq names its product transmembrane protein 18-like. The transcript has 5 exons. NCBI's taxonomy places the organism in Eukaryota, Metazoa, Echinodermata, Asteroidea, Forcipulatida, Asteriidae. Bases 80 to 505 code for a protein of 141 amino acids. The record is from RefSeq and is a predicted model, not a curated record. Gene Ontology annotation, cellular component: nuclear membrane.